This is a messenger RNA of Patiria miniata (bat star), 1095 nucleotides long. RefSeq names its product netrin-G1-like. The record is from RefSeq and is a predicted model, not a curated record. Bases 1 to 1095 code for a protein of 364 amino acids. NCBI's taxonomy places the organism in Eukaryota, Metazoa, Echinodermata, Asteroidea, Valvatida, Asterinidae. The transcript has 4 exons.
AUGCUGAUGUUUCUGGCCGUAGCUUUCAGUCUGGUCGCUCGUCCCGCCGACACGCAGUUGCAGCGGCAGUAUGUGUCGUCCCAACCGGUCAAUCUACGCCUGCUUUACGCCCAAGACAUGGCAACGGUUGCCGUGACACCUGAGGAUGCCACCUGUGGGAUGCAGGGGUCGCAGCAAAUUUGCUCCUUGGUUGACCCCAGGAUUUGUCAGAACUGUCUGGCAUCGGACCCACGCAUCUCCCACCUGCCAGAACUUAUCUUAGACCCUAGCAACAGCACCUAUUGGCAGUCUUCACCCUGGGGAGAUGCCUACCCGUCUCCCUUCGUCGUCAACGUCACCGUAUCACUGCUCAACAAGAUGUACAUCCUUGAAGGUGACGUCACUGUGAGAUUCCGGACUUCGGCGCCGGAGGCAAUGGUUCUGCAGAAAUCACGGGACGGAGGGGUGACGUGGACGGCAUACCAGUUCUUCUCCAUCGACUGCGUGGCCGAUUUCAGCAUGGAGGAAACAAACUCGGUUUCCGUCAUCGCAGACGUCUUAGCGCCCUCGUGCGUCAAACCUAGUGGAUCGGACGCUGAACCCGGGGUUUACAUGAUCAAGUUCGACCUGACCGGGAAGUUGAACCCGCUGAUCGAAAACAAAGAAUCCUUCUAUUCUGAGCUUGAGAAGCACGGACCUCUCUGGGAGUUUUUGACCUUGACAGACUUGAGGCUGGUGCUGAUGCGGCCGGCAAGCUCUCUGAGUGGUGGGGCUAGUAACGGAGCCAAGCUGCAUUAUGGGAUUUAUAGCAUCGAUGCCGCUUUGAGUUGUGACUGCAACCUGCAUGGGAGGUAUUGUGAAUUGGACAAUUCAACCAGCCAAGUCCAUUGCAACUGCACUCACAACACUGAAGGAGUGAGCUGCGAGCGGUGUCAGGCAGGGUACCAGGCAUUGCCGUGGCAACCAGGGUCUAAUCUGCCCUUCCCCGUGGGAACAGCCAAUGAGUGUCAAGUGAUGGCAGUGUUGUCCGGUUCCUGCCCACACAACAACUUCACUGUCAACCCAAAACACCCCUCUGUCGUGAAUAGAACAGCCCCAGGCUGCAGCAGCAUGUAA